Messenger RNA from Schistosoma rodhaini, 1084 nucleotides. Lineage: Eukaryota; Metazoa; Platyhelminthes; Trematoda; Strigeidida; Schistosomatidae. The record is from the annotation of a GenBank genome assembly.
GGUCGUUGAAAAAACGGCAGACGGCUCUGAAAGGCUCCGACUUUUUUGCCGUGCCCAAUCUCGGUUGUCAGAGGACCUGCGGUAUGUUUCUGCGUGUUACAGUUGGUCGUCUAUCAAAGUCAAUUAUCUCCCGUCACAACUUACUGAUCCGUUAUGCUUCCAGUGAGCCAGCUGAUGAGCAAGGUGGAUUCACGCGGUCAGUCUACUCCAAACCUAAGUAUAAACAUGUUGUACGUGACGGGAAAUCUGUAAAAAUAUAUACUGGUUUGGUGGCAGAAGCGUUUAAUCCUGCUGAUAAAUAUCGUGAACUUCUCCAGAAGGCGUGGAGUAGAGAAACUCUGACAGUGGAUAGCCUCAGAACAUUAUUACUAUCGCGAAUGAGGGAACGAAACCGACAAAAACAAAUAAUUUCUGAUAAAGAGGUCGAAAACCUAGGACUAGAUGUUGCUAUAGCCCACAUGGUGUGCCGUCUGGGCGGUCGCGUUCAGCUCAUCGGUCACACUAACUGGAUUCAACCAUAUGCUGGGAUCCCUCCUAUACUACCAAAUAAACACGUCGAUAGUUUUGUAAUUGAAACCAUUGACCUGUCAGGUACCAAUAUUGUAUACGAAGGAUUAGAGUUUUUACCCUGUUUAACCCAUCUAAGGUACUUAAAAAUGAAAAGAUGUGUACAUCUUGAUGAUUUUUGCUUAUCAAGAAUUGGACGUAUCAAAGGAUUACAAUUUCUCGAUGUCAGUGAAUGCCCUACUAUUACUUCAAAAGGCCUAGCGACACUGGCACAGUUAAAAGCUUUACGCCGCUUAAUAGUGAGUGGAAACCCGCAGAUUGAAGACAAGGAAUUAGUUUGCCUCCUACUGGAAGAUCACCUACCGAAGUUGUACAUUGACGGUGUUGACUACAUUGGUCAACUACCUGAUAAAUCGAAAGAAAAGAUCUUAAGGUUAGUAUCUACAAAUGAAAAGUAUACUCAAGCACAAAACGAAGAGACCAAUACAGACAAAGUUUAUUUGAUUGACAAAGCAUAGAAAUAUUGUCAAGUAUAUCUACCCAUGUUAUCUAAUGUACAUAAAAGUUAUCACAAUUC